Messenger RNA from Pungitius pungitius (ninespine stickleback), 921 nucleotides. RefSeq names its product dual specificity phosphatase 22b (gene dusp22b). The coding region runs from base 137 to 712 and encodes 191 amino acids. Lineage: Eukaryota; Metazoa; Chordata; Actinopteri; Perciformes; Gasterosteidae. Gene Ontology annotation, molecular function: protein tyrosine phosphatase activity; protein tyrosine/serine/threonine phosphatase activity. The transcript is spliced from 7 exons. Gene Ontology annotation, biological process: protein dephosphorylation; signal transduction. The record is from RefSeq and is a predicted model, not a curated record. Gene Ontology annotation, cellular component: cytosol.
CUACAACUCCCAGCAUUCACCGCGGGAGCAGCCUGGGAAGCAGUUCCUCGGCUCCCUUCGGACGCGGAGCCGCCUUUUCGCUCCUCUACAGCCGGGAUAAUAAGCAUUUUGGAAUAACGAGCCAAACGGCGUCAGCAUGGGGAACGGCGUCAACAAGGUGCUGCCUGACCUGUAUUUGGGUAAUUUCAGAGAUGCAAGAGACCGGGAACAAUUAGCCAAACACAACAUCACACACAUCCUGUCCAUUCAUGACAGUGCAGCUCCGAUACUCCAGGAGAUGACCUAUCUCUGCAUUUCUGCUGCUGACCUGCCCACACAAAAUCUAACUCAGCACUUUAAACAAAGCAUAACGUUCAUACACGAGUCCCGCCUGAAAGGAGAAGGCUGCCUCGUUCACUGUUUGGCGGGCGUGUCCCGCAGCGUCACCCUGGUGGUGGCCUACAUCAUGACGGUCACAGGUCUGGGCUGGCAGGAGGCGCUGGCUGCAGUGAGGGUGGUCCGGCCCUGCGCCGGCCCCAACCUGGGCUUCCAGCGCCAACUCCAGGAGUUUGAGGCUACGCAAGCCGAUCAGUUCAGAGAAUGGCUACAGAAGGAAUACGAGGACAACUCCUUCAAUGAUGAGGCUGAUCUACGUGACUUGCUCGCUAGGACGGCUAAGGUCAAGGGUGAGGGGGCGGAAAAGCAGGACUCUACCCCACCCGGAGACCUCUGAACAGAUGUUUUUGAGUGUGUUCCUGUCAGGAUGUUUCAUGGACAUUAACACUGAAAGAGACAAUUGACACAUGAAGCAAAGAUGCCGCUUUAGCUUUGGUUGGUGUUUAUGGUGCAGCUCUAUCUUUUUUUUUUCAAAUUUAUGGAUGUUUUGUUUUUUUGUACUGUGUCAUGUUGAUUUCAAACUGUGUGAUUAAAUGAGUAAAGUGC